UGCCCGUGUUUCAAUAGAAUAUUAACAUGAUACUGUAAACCACUGCAGCCGCAAACGAGGAGCAGACGCUGUAAAUCGCGCUUAAAUUUCAUCUAGACGCUUACAAAACCCCGUCUUUAUAUUGUAUCCUCUGCACGCCCUGUUCUGGCUCCUCUAGAUCGUGUAACCCCAGCUUCUCACAAAUAACUCAAAUCACAUACGAGUCUUCUCCCCUGAAACGCUCUUGUAUAACAGAGAACUGAAUUCAUUCCUUGGAUUCUUUGGUGCGAAAUGUGAAAGCUAAGCACCGUUUGAGAAACGACAUUCGAAAAAAUAAACAAGGAAUUCCCUCGUCCUUUUCACUGUGUUAUUUUCACCAGAAAUUUAAUCAACUAAAAACGGAACUAUUCUGUUUUCUUCAAUAUACCCUUUUCAUUUACCAUUCUUUGCUUUUCCUUACGUAUCCUUGUGCCUGCCUGCACAUGGUUUUCUAGCCUUCCCCAUUCACCAUUUAACAUCAAAAAAUACUCCCGCCAAGGAUUUGUAGUCCAGUCAACAAAAGCCCAUUUGUGUUUUAGCCGUGAAUAUUCUGUGAUUAGUUUGGAAUGCCUCGCGAGCCCGCUACUCUUGAUUCCACACCUACUGAUAUUAUUUCUGCUUAGGCUCAUUUGGUGAUUGACCCGCUUAUUGGGGAGUCACUAGUAACAAAGAGAAAAUCAGAAGCUCAUGUAUGAAAUUUGGACAAAAUUCAAGAAGGAUUUUUUCUUAAGCCUGCAUUUUUCCGGACCAUAAACAACUCAUGAAAACGAUGGUAUUUUUAUGAACGACAAUCGACAUCCAAUUCCUUGACAACAACGAUAUGAGGGGCUAGUCCUUGAGGGUUGAGUGGAGGAUUUGGCGUCGUGAAAGGUGUCUGCUAGUACAAAUCCUUUGUGGGAAUAUGAGAAAAUCACAAAAUAUAGCACCCAAUACUGAUAAAAUUGUGACUACGACAUUUCCUUGAGCGCUCACUUUGAAUCAUUCUGGGGCACGUCAGGGAUUGGAGAUUGAAAAAAGGUAAAAAUCCUUUGUUGGUGUUGGGAAAAAGUCAAGUUGCAAGACAGCUCCCUGUCAUAAAAAGUUUUUCGGAAUACUAGUGAAAUAUAUAUUAACGUUUUAAUACUAUUGUGAGCAUGUCUAUAACAUGCAUGAAUUUACAUUCACGGCUAGCUUCACGCUACACACAUAUUCACGCCUGGGAAGGAGUGAGACAAAAAGGCUUCAAUAAGUGUGCUUAUUUCAGGAGGAUUUCAGUUCGAACCGCUCCAAGAGCAACAGGAAACAUGGAGGUGGAAGUUUCUAAAGUUAGGAGCAUGGACUUCACAAUGACACAACCAGAUGAUUGGCACCUUCAUCUUCGAGAUGGUGACCUCCUUGAAUCUGUUAUUGCUCACAGUGCAACUAUAUUUGGGCGGGCUAUUGUGAUGCCAAACUUGAAGCCUCCUAUAACCACUGUGGCUGAUGCUGUUUCUUAUCGGGAAAGGAUAUUAAAGGCUUUACCAUCUGAUAGCAAGUUCACUCCCCUCAUGACGCUCUACCUCACUGAUAACACAAAUCACAAUGAGAUUAGACUUGCAAGGGAGAGUGGAGUGGUUGUUGGAGUGAAGUUAUACCCUGCAGGGGCAACUACAAACUCAGAGGAUGGUGUGACAGACCUUUUUGGAAAAUGCAUGCCUAUUCUUAAGGAAAUGAUGGAAUGUGGAUUGCCAUUGCUGGUUCAUGGAGAGGUCACAGAUCCAAAUGUUGAUGUCUUUGAUCGGGAAAAGGUCUUUAUUGAGAAUAUAUUAAAACCAUUGGUCAAUAAAUUACCACUUCUUAAAAUUGUUAUGGAGCACAUCACAACGAUUGAUGCUGUAAACUUUGUAAAAUCAUCUGUAGAAGGUCUUGUGGCUGCAACAGUGACACCGCAGCAUCUUCUUUUGAAUAGAAAUGCUUUAUUUCAGGGUGGACUACAGCCACAUAACUAUUGCCUUCCUGUCCUUAAACGAGAGAUUCAUAGACAAGCAAUUGUUUCUGCCGUUACAAGUGGAAGUAAGCAAUUCUUUCUAGGCACUGACAGUGCUCCUCAUGAGAGGCACCAGAAAGAACGCUCUUGUGGAUGUGCUGGUAUAUACAGUGCCCCAGUUGCCUUGCCUCUCUACGCAAAGGUUUUUGAAGAGGCAGGAGCACUUGAAAAUUUUGAGGCAUUUGCAAGUUUUAAUGGACCUGAUUUCUAUGGCCUCCCUCGUAACGCAUCUAAGAUCACCAUGCAGAAGGUCUCUUGGCGAGUACCAGAGGAAUAUAAUUUCAGUUUUGGGUCAAUUGUUCCGAUGUUCAGUGAUCAGAUAUUGGAGUGGUGUGUGGUUGAUUAAACACGUCAGCAAAUUCCUUAUAUACUUCUUGUAUCUCAUUUGGCAUGUGGUGAACCGUGAAAUAGAUAUUGAUGUAAUUUAAGACCCAUUUUGGAACCAGUAGAAGUAUUGAGGUAUAUCUGAAAUAUUCACUUGUUUGUACUUAUAAUUAAUUAGAAGUAGAAUUAGACUAUUGUCCUAGUUCAUAAUUUAUAAAAAAGGGUGAUGUGUUUAUUAGUUGAGAUCUGCUCAUUAAAGUGUAAGGAGCAAAAACACGUUUGCUUCUUACCAGAACACAGACUGAAUUACCCGGACAAGGCUUGAACUGUUAACUGAAUUAUGUACUGGAAUAUUAAAAUUGACAAAUAACCACAAUUGCUGUAUGCUCCAACUGA
Messenger RNA from Cryptomeria japonica (Japanese cedar), 2743 nucleotides. RefSeq names its product dihydroorotase, mitochondrial. The record is from RefSeq and is a predicted model, not a curated record. The transcript has 8 exons. Bases 1152 to 2369 code for a protein of 405 amino acids. NCBI's taxonomy places the organism in Eukaryota, Viridiplantae, Streptophyta, Pinopsida, Cupressales, Cupressaceae. Gene Ontology annotation, biological process: 'de novo' pyrimidine nucleobase biosynthetic process; pyrimidine nucleotide biosynthetic process. Gene Ontology annotation, molecular function: dihydroorotase activity. Gene Ontology annotation, cellular component: cytoplasm; chloroplast.